Oryzias latipes (Japanese medaka) is the source of this 2071-nucleotide messenger RNA. It is a transcript of the gene cyb561a3a, whose product is annotated as cytochrome b561 family, member A3a. NCBI's taxonomy places the organism in Eukaryota, Metazoa, Chordata, Actinopteri, Beloniformes, Adrianichthyidae. Gene Ontology annotation, molecular function: oxidoreductase activity. Gene Ontology annotation, cellular component: lysosomal membrane. The record is from RefSeq and is a predicted model, not a curated record.
UCUUCCUGAACACCAGUGUUUCACCUUUACUCUGAAGUUUAACCGUGAACUUUUGGUAAACUUUGGGGCAUACAUCUGCACGGACAGUACCUGAAACGAAGUCCUCAGAUGCAGGCGGGUGGCCCCCUCAGCCGCUUCCCCCUCCAACAACUGAACACAGCUGCAAGUGGAAGUGAGAGCUGGCCUCGACCACAGAAACACGAAGUGAGCACCGUGAGUGUCUGUGAUUGGUCUGAUGAAGUCAUGAGACAAAAGGCCCUUUCUCCACAUUAUGUGUUGGCUGCUGCUGAUGUGUUGUCACUUGUCUCUGCGGCUGUGGACAAAGUGAGCUUUCAGAUCCGUCCAGCAUGAAUUCCAUGAUGAUAUUCUACCUGCUCUACUUCCUGUGCCUGUGCUUGAGUGUUGCCUGUGUCAUCUGUUUGUGCGUGUGGAACAGCCUGUGGCGCGGCGGUUUUGCCUGGGAUGGCUCACAGCUGGAGUUUAACUGGCACCCCGUCCUAAUGGUUACCGGCCUGGUGGUGCUCUAUGGCAAUGGCGCCGUGUUGUACCGCAUACCUUUGACCUGGGGUUAUGACAAACUCCCCUGGAAGCUCCUCCAUGCUGCGCUGAUGCUCCUCUCUCUCAUCCUGUCCGUUGUGGGACUCUGCGCUGUGUUUAACUACCACAACGCCAAGAACAUUCCCAACCUUUAUUCUUUGCACAGCUGGAUUGGAAUUGCAGCCGCGGCUCUUUUUGCCAUACAGUGGGUAGCUGGUUUUGCUGGAUUUCUCCUGCCUUGGACUCCUUUAUCAAUGCGCAAGCUCCUCAAACCCGUCCAUGUGUGGUUGGGAGGAAGCAUCCUGAUACUCAGCAUCGCCGCCAGCAUCUCUGGCAUCAACGAGAAACUCUUCUUUGCUCUAAAAGGACAAACCAACGAGACUCAGCCAUACUCCAGCCUACCUCCUGAAGCUCUGGUGGGAAACUCUUUAGGGGUUUUGAUCGUAGUUUUCGGUUUGAUUGUUCUGAGGAUUUUGUCCACCAGCGAAUGGCAGAGACCUGACUCCAGCCCUGAGGACCGGACGUAUGCGCCUAUACUACGUGAAGAAAGUGAUUGAUUGCAUCGCUGCUCGCCAAAAUUUGACCAGCAAGGAUUCCGCUCGCCAUUCUAGUCCUAUAAGCAGCAGAUUACCUCGUGUAGCAAAGUCUAUGAGUGACAUUCUAAUAUAAUUUUGAAAAUAUAUUUAAAAUGACUUGAACAAUGAAUAAAAAUGCCUUUUUUUCUUUCUUUUUACAAAUUAUGAUUUUUUUUGCUGAUGUUAUGAUGAUAUCAGAGUAUACAAAUAAUUCAGACCAACCAUGUCUUACUACAAUGUGAUAAUCAACAUUCAAACUAUUUAUAGAUACACAGAUGACAUUGCUCCAAAAUCUAGUCAAGGUUUGCAGAAGUAGCAUGUAUAUUUACUCUGAAUCAGGAACUACUCUAAACGGAAGACCUCAACGUUUUGUGCAUUGUCAUUAUGAGAGGUUAUAAUUUUUGUGUUACCACUUUGGUCAACUAAUGUUAUCUCAAAACUUUGUGGUUAGUUUCUAACUUUGACCAGAUUGUGGUUUGCAGCAAAAACACUGAAUAAUAACCAAAGCCAGGUCAGAAAUAAAAAAUAAAAUAAAAUAAAAUAGAUGAUCAGCAUUUCUUCUGGCCGAUGCUGCAGAGCUAAACUCAGGUGUAGAUUUUUUUUACUAGAUCUGCAAACAAUGUAAAACAUGUUUGUGUUUAAAUAUCAUCAUGUUUUAUGAUCUUUUUCUAUUCAGUCUACAUCUAUAUAUACAUUUAAACCAUGUAUAUGAGGGGCACUGCACUUUUUUCUUUUUGUUAUGAAAAGAAAUAUCUCUUCAUCCAUUUCUUGUGCCUGCCUCAUCUUCAAAAGUUUUUCCAACAUGCUAAAUUCUGAUUAGAGAAGACAUACUUUGAAGUGGAAACCGUCUUUUCUUGACAUGUGGACAAAUUCUGUGAUUGUUUUUCUCCCUUUCUGCUGUGAUGCUGUAAUAUAAACUGAAAAAGAAAUUUAAAUGCAAAUGAGGAGGCAAAACAGAA